Molecule: messenger RNA, 1204 nt
Organism: Abrus precatorius (Indian licorice)
Lineage: Eukaryota; Viridiplantae; Streptophyta; Magnoliopsida; Fabales; Fabaceae
Product: ras-related protein RABC1
Exons: 6
Coding region: 239-883 (214 amino acids)
Molecular function (GO): GTPase activity; GTP binding
Source: RefSeq, a predicted model, not a curated record
AGUGCGAAAACACCGACAACUGAAACAAUCACCGCAGGAAGCAUGCGACAAACUUUAAACGGUUUCUUUGACUAUCCGCAACCUUCCAGUGACUUGUUCAGUUCAUUCCUUUUUCUUUCCAUCGAAUUCAAGUCAAGUCUAGAAUUUCGAAAGAACUAAAGGAAAAGAAAAGAAAACCCCCUCUCAGAUCCAAUCUUAAGAAUAUCUAAUAUUAAGUGUGGUUCAUUGAAUUUUCCACAUGGAUGCAUCGUCGUCGUCGUCGAGUCAACCUGAAUUCGAUUAUUUGUUCAAGCUUCUGUUGAUUGGGGAUUCUGGGGUUGGCAAAAGCACCCUCCUUUUGCGCUUCACCUCUGAUUCUUUCGAGGAUCUUUCUCCCACCAUCGGUGUGGAUUUCAAAGUUAAAUAUGUUACAAUGGGAGGGAAAAAGUUAAAACUUGCUAUUUGGGACACAGCUGGACAGGAAAGGUUUAGAACACUUACUAGUUCAUAUUACAGAGGAGCUCAGGGAAUAAUUAUGGUAUAUGAUGUGACACGGCGAGAAACCUUUACAAAUCUAUCUGAUAUAUGGGCUAAAGAAAUUGACCUAUACUCCACAAAUCAAGAUUGCAUCAAGAUGCUUGUUGGAAACAAAGUUGAUAAGGAGAGUGAGAGGGUUGUCAGCAAAAAGGAUGGGAUAGACUUUGCAAGGGAAUACGGAUGUCUGUUUACUGAAUGCAGUGCAAAAACCAGAGUCAAUGUUGAGCAGUGUUUUGAGGAGCUUGUAAUGAAGAUUUUGGAGACACCAAGCCUCUUGGCUGAGGGUUCAUCUGGUGUGAAAAAGAACAUCUUCAAGCAGAAACCCCCGCAGUCUGAUGCAUCAAGUAGUAGCUGCUGCUCAUGGUGAUUCACGUGCUCACCAGGGCCUUUCACCUUCCACUUCUCAGUAUGAUCUGGAUUUCAAGUGCAAUUAAAUUUCAUCAGAUGUACACACAAAUAUUUUAUUUAGAGCCUGUAUAUCCAGAUUAAAUUAUUGUUCUUCUCAAGAAUUUGCCUAGCUUUUAAAGAUAUCCAUUUUAUUGGGUGUUAUUAGCAAGUACUCAGCUGGGUUUCAUAUUUCAUACCGUCCUUGCAUAUGGAAAACGUUUGCUAUAUUUAUGCUUUGAUGUCUUAACAUGAUCAUAGCUGACAUUCACACAUUGAGGAAAUUUAUAUAUAAAACUUCCUC